GAAUUUAUCAUUUGUUUUUAUGAUAUAUUUGUAAUAUAUCACAUUUCGUAGAUUUUAAAUUGUAAGGAAGUAAAAAGAGCAACAACGUUAUUUAAAUAUUGAGCGAAUUAUGUCAAGUAAAUUAAGCUGUUGACUCAAAUCCCGAACCAAGUGUGUAAUACUCAUAAUGUCGGAAUGUACGACCAAUCUCACUUGGUAUCUUGGAAAGUUUAUUAUCGGAUUUACCGGGAUAUUAUUUGUCUAUAUCAAUUUCUUGAAAGAAAAUAAGAAAUGCUGCGUGUGCAACACUAAAAUGAAAAAAUUGUUGCAGAAGAAGAAAAGUGAAAAACGGUCAAGUAGAUGCAAAUACAUGAUGGGGAUGCAAGAUAAACGUUAUUUAUGUGGAUGCAACAAGCCAAUGCAGUUAAUGUGGGACAACGAUAUGGUAUCGAUGAUUUCAAUUAAUAAUUUUAUCAAACAUAAAAAAUUUUGUCCGAGAAGUCGCUGCUGCACCAGAAGAAAUUCUUGUUAAAAAAGAGGAACAAUAAUGCGACAGCUCUUUACUCAAGAUGUUUUAUUUUCUAAAGAUGAGUCUCUUAUUUAGGAUGGAGCUUUUUUUUUACUAUUGGAAUUAUUUUCUUACAAUUCACUCAAU
Molecule: messenger RNA, 634 nt
Organism: Cyphomyrmex costatus
Lineage: Eukaryota; Metazoa; Arthropoda; Insecta; Hymenoptera; Formicidae
Exons: 5
Coding region: 167-511 (114 amino acids)
Source: RefSeq, a predicted model, not a curated record